Molecule: messenger RNA, 1048 nt
Organism: Lutra lutra (Eurasian river otter)
Lineage: Eukaryota; Metazoa; Chordata; Mammalia; Carnivora; Mustelidae
Gene: NAA20
Product: N-alpha-acetyltransferase 20, NatB catalytic subunit
Exons: 6
Coding region: 86-622 (178 amino acids)
Biological process (GO): N-terminal peptidyl-methionine acetylation
Cellular component (GO): NatB complex
Molecular function (GO): protein-N-terminal amino-acid acetyltransferase activity
Source: RefSeq, a predicted model, not a curated record
CGCCCCCGCGGCAACCGCGCGCAGGACAACUUCCGGCGGGGCGGGCGCGGGGGUCUCCUAAGCCGGCUUCCGCGGCGGCGGCGCAAUGACUACGCUCCGGGCCUUCACGUGCGAUGACCUGUUCCGCUUCAACAACAUUAACUUGGAUCCACUUACAGAAACUUAUGGGAUUCCUUUUUACUUACAGUACCUCGCCCACUGGCCAGAGUACUUCAUUGUUGCGGAGGCACCUGGUGGAGAGUUAAUGGGUUAUAUCAUGGGUAAAGCAGAAGGCUCAGUAGCUAGGGAAGAAUGGCACGGGCACGUCACUGCUCUCUCUGUCGCCCCAGAAUUUCGACGCCUUGGUUUGGCUGCUAAACUUAUGGAGUUAUUAGAGGAGAUUUCAGAAAGAAAGGGUGGAUUUUUCGUCGAUCUCUUUGUUAGAGUGUCUAACCAAGUUGCAGUCAACAUGUAUAAGCAACUGGGCUACAGCGUGUACAGGACGGUCAUAGAGUACUACUCAGCCAGCAACGGGGAGCCCGAUGAGGAUGCCUAUGAUAUGAGGAAAGCACUUUCCAGAGACACUGAGAAGAAAUCCAUCAUACCAUUACCUCAUCCUGUGAGGCCUGAAGACAUUGAAUAACCAUGGGCAGUGGUUCUUAGGCUGAUGCUCCAGAUAUUUUAUGGACAAUAUUAUUUUCAUUGGAUGAUCUUGGAGCUCUAUUAGGAGAAAAGUAAUCAUUUAGGUCUUACAGACUUAAAAUACAGGUUAUAAACUUUAGUCUCAUUGUUUCCAAUUAGCAAUAUCAUACCUACUAAAGCUGUUCACUGUAAUAAAAUUCAAUCAAAAAGGCAGCUAGGUCAGACGGAAACAUUCCACUAUUUUGGGUCAUAAUAUUCACUAUAUGCUAGGGAAAAAAAGUGCUCCAGUCUCCUCCUAAAUUCCGUGCCUGAGAACCACUGCUGCAUAUAUAUUUUUUAUUUUGUAUCGAAUUGUUAAUUGAAGCUUUAAAAGCAUAUAUGAAAUGUAUAAAUCUAAGAUGUAUAAUAAAAUGCACUGUAAACUCUA